This is a messenger RNA of Gloeophyllum trabeum ATCC 11539, 1095 nucleotides long. Its product is annotated as cyclin-like protein. The record is from RefSeq and is a predicted model, not a curated record. The transcript has 7 exons. Gene Ontology annotation, biological process: positive regulation of DNA-templated transcription, elongation; regulation of transcription by RNA polymerase II. Gene Ontology annotation, molecular function: cyclin-dependent protein serine/threonine kinase activator activity. Lineage: Eukaryota; Fungi; Basidiomycota; Agaricomycetes; Gloeophyllales; Gloeophyllaceae. The coding region runs from base 110 to 958 and encodes 282 amino acids. Gene Ontology annotation, cellular component: nucleus; cyclin/CDK positive transcription elongation factor complex.
AAGUGCAGAGACGUCAGGCAUAGCCCUGGAGAGAGAGCUUUAUGAUCGGGCAAGAGGCGUCGAGUUUCUGUUCCGGCUGGGAACAUCCCUAGCUCUGCCAUGUUCUGCAAUGUACACGGCUGCCACAUGGUUCCAUCGGUUUUACAUGCGUUAUUCCAUGGAGGAUUAUCAUCGACAAGAUGUUGCCGCUUCAUGCAUAUUUCUAGCGACAAAGACAGAGGAGUGCGGCAGGAAGCUACGCGACGUAGCCAAAGUGUACCACAUGAAGGUCACAGGAGCCGAUGCCAGCCAAGUGCAGUCGGACAGCAGUGAGGUAGAAUUAUGCCAGACCAUGAUUCUCCAGACUGAGGAGGCACUGUUGGAGGCCUUAUGUUUUGAUUUCGUGGUUGACAACCCUCACGCCGAGCUAGUCGACCUAUUUGAUGCUCUGCCAGAUGAGCCUGUUGUCCAAGAGUAUGCCUGGAGUUUUGCCAACGACUCAUACCGCACGCCGCUUUGCGUCUUGUAUCCUCCUCGAGUGGUGGCCGCUGCAUGCUAUAUUCUGGCUCAGCGAGUGGCUGAUGGUCCUCAGUCUGCGUCGUUGGAUGCUCGGCUGUCUUCUCCGGCUCCGGUAUCCUCGUUGCCUACGCCACCUUCGCAUAAGGCCACCUCACCAAAUGGUUCGCGUUUUGCGAUAGAGCAUUUUGCUUUCAACGAAGUGGAAUUAGCGGGUGUAGCAGAUGCACUGGCGAUCCUUUUAGAAUUUUACAAUGCGCAGGAUGUCUCCGGUUCCGCGGAAUACCUACAGCCAGUAGUCGCGGUUACGCCGCCAGCGGUUUCCCCGCGCAAGCCGCUGUACCAACCGUUCGCCCAAGUAAGUAGCAGCACCAACGUCCCGGAUGCUGCUUUGCAGGGCAGAACCCCCAACUCUUCUUAUGGCGGAAACACCCCGUCAAAGGAAUGGAAACCCGUGGGAUAGCUGAGAUGAGGAAUGAUUGUCUCGAUUAUCUCUUGCAUGUACAAUAUUAUGUAUCCCGUCCAUGGAUCCCUAGUGUAUCAUCAUUGUACAUUAUCUGUCGACUUGCUCUGUUGCACUGCUAAUUACGGCUCGCCUCC